Molecule: messenger RNA, 3092 nt
Organism: Alosa sapidissima (American shad)
Lineage: Eukaryota; Metazoa; Chordata; Actinopteri; Clupeiformes; Clupeidae
Gene: ctbp1
Product: C-terminal binding protein 1
Exons: 10
Coding region: 531-1856 (441 amino acids)
Molecular function (GO): NAD binding; oxidoreductase activity, acting on the CH-OH group of donors, NAD or NADP as acceptor; transcription corepressor activity
Source: RefSeq, a predicted model, not a curated record
CAGAUAUUAUUUCUGUUUCUUUUGUUCCCUCCCCUCUUUCCAUGAUUCCCCAGGAAACAAAAGAUCAAUUUUGUGUGGGGUGGCAUAAGCUCCACCUCAUUCCCCUUCUCUUUUCCUUGCAACCAUCUACAUCCCUCCCUCCCCCUUUCUUUCUCUCUCACACGCACACACUCUCUCUUUCUCACUCUCACUCCCAGUGACACUUGCAUUCUGUGUGUGUAUGCGUGUUUGUCAGGCUGAAGGAGUCGAAAUAGAACGUGAGGGAGAGAGAACGAGAGUAAGUGGGAGGGAGAGUGGACAACAGGAAAAAGAGAGAGGGAGGGGGCAUGUGUGUACGAUUGUUACUCAAGGGCAGGGGGAAAGAAUAAGAAAAUUGAAGUAGCCGCCAUAUGCUGUGGAUUUUUCUGAAUGCUGAAGUGACACACUCUUUUCCUGUUGGGUGUAGAAAAAAAGAUGGGAAGCUCGCAUUUGCUGAACAAAGGCUUGCCUUUAGGCAUUAACAGAGCAGAUACUCCAAACCUCCUUGUCAUAUGUCAUCAGGUAUUAGACCCCCUAUAAUGAAUGGACCAAUGCACCCACGGCCACUAGUGGCCCUGCUAGAUGGGCGGGACUGCACCAUUGAGAUGCCCAUCUUGAAGGAUGUAGCCACAGUGGCCUUUUGUGAUGCUCAGUCUACCCAGGAGAUCCAUGAAAAGGUACUCAAUGAGGCUGUGGGUGCCUUAAUGUAUCAUACCAUCACACUCAUGAGAGAGGACCUUGAGAAAUUCAAAGGACUUCGAAUUAUUGUCCGCAUAGGAAGUGGCUUUGACAACAUUGAUAUCAAGUCUGCAGGAGACCUAGGUAUUGCCGUGUGUAACAUGCCAGCUGCAUCUGUCGAGGAGACGGCUGACUCCACCCUCUGUCACAUCCUGAACCUAUACAGACGAACCACAUGGUUGCAUCAGACUCUGCGGGAGGGCUCUCGGGUCCAAAGCGUAGAGCAAAUCCGGGAAGUGGCAUCAGGAGCUGCGCGGAUCCGAGGAGAGACACUAGGAAUUAUUGGUCUUGGUCGCGUUGGUCAGGCAGUUGCACUGAGAGCUAAGGCCUUUGGAUUCAAUGUGAUUUUCUAUGACCCAUACCUUUUAGAUGGGAUAGAAAGAGCCUUGGGCUUACAAAGAGUAAACACCCUCCAAGAUCUUCUUUUCCAUAGUGACUGUGUCACACUCCACUGCAGCCUGAAUGAGCACAACCAUCAUCUCAUCAAUGACUUCACCAUCAAGCAGAUGCGUCAGGGUGCAUUCCUGGUGAACACGGCAAGGGGGGGAUUAGUGGAUGAGAAGGCCUUGGCACAAGCCCUAAAGGAGGGGAGGAUACGUGGAGCAGCCCUAGAUGUCCAUGAGACGGAGCCCUUCAGCUUCAGUCAAGGUCCACUGAAGGAUGCCCCAAAUCUGAUCUGCACACCACAUGCAGCCUGGUACAGCGAGCAGGCAUCCAUAGAGAUGAGAGAAGAGGCAGCUAGGGAGAUCCGCAGAGCCAUUACAGGUCGCAUUCCGGACAGCCUGAAGAACUGUGUUAACAAAGAAUUUCUAAACCAAACUACACAUUGGGCAAGCAUUGAUCCUUCUACAAUUCAUCCAGAACUGAAUGGAGCAUACAGCUUUGCUCCUCAAAGCUAUAUUGUCAAUCUUAGGUAUCCGCCUGGUGUAGGAAGCCUUGCCUCUGGAGGGCUGCCUCCCCCCAUUGAGGGAAUUGUUCCGAGCACUGUGCCCAUCACACACAGCUUGCCAACAAUGACGCAUCCACCACAUGCCCCAUCGCCCGGAAAUACAGGCAAAUCUGAGCCUGACAGAGAACAGCACCCCAAUGAGCAGCUGUAGCUUCUCUGCUAAAGCUGCUUGUUUGACUGUCUUAAAGAAGAGGACAAAGUCAUGAACUUGAACAACUGGCAACAUUUACCAUGGAAUUACCUUGGUCUAAUUGUGACUUGUUUUGUUUCAUCACCUAAAAAUAAGAAUUGUACGGAUUCAGAGUGAAAAGAAAAUAGUCUCUGUAAAAGAACCCUACUUUGUAGUUUGUCUGAGUACAGUGGGCAUUUUUUAUCUGUUGUGUCGCUUGGAUUCUUGUUCAUCAAAAUUACAUAACAUGAAUGUACCCUGGUUUACAUACAGUUGAAACAUUUCUUAAAUUAUUCCAACUAUUAGUUCUAGUAAUGUUAAAAAAAUGCUAUCUUUUAAGGCCCAGCCACACUGACAACGAUAACUAUGAUGGUAACUGCAACUGUAACUACAUCAGCGUCCACAUUGUCCAAUGAAGGAGAAAGCCUAAAAAAUAUCCUUCAUAUUUCAAUGAUUAAUUUGAUGUAUUCUGAUGAGCUGUCAUUAAGACACUUGCUCUGAGUGAUGCCCAACAAUAUCAUUCAUCAUGUUGCUCUUGUUGUAGUGUGGGGUGUGAACAUUGACAUUUUUAUGAACUGACUGUAUUUAAAACUAUUGUUUUUACAUUCAUAGGUUAUGUUAUGUUUUUAUUAUAGGUGUAAUUGACAGUGUGGAUGGGUCUUUAUACUGUAUGUUUUAACGUUCCCCAGCAAGCCCCAAAUGAGGCAGUUUUUGCACAUCUUCUCAGGAAAAAAUAAUUCCCUGGCCCCCAAGCCAUUUAGAGUGUUGUGAUUUGUUAGUAUUGACUCAAAAAUAUUCAUAAUGUGACUUUAUUCACUUAAAGGAGCAUGUAUUCUUUUCUGUGUGAAAUGAUUACAUCAUUGAUAAAAAAAUGUAUUGUGCAAAGCCAACUUCAUGCUUGCCUGUCCAUGUGUGAAUUUAUUGUUACAUGUUAAAUAAAUAGCAUUUUGCUGCAAAGAAUAGUGGCAGCAGACUAUAUUGCCUACAUUGAUAUCUUCCUGGUAACGUGGUAGGCUAGCAAUACAUGUCUAUCUAUCUGUCUAUCUAUCUAUCAAUCUAUCUGUAUAUACAUAUACAGACAUACAAACACAUUCAGAUACACACAAACACAUACAAAUAUAAAAUAUUAUUUUUUGUUAAACAAACUCCAAAAAGAGGUGUUUGUGACCGUAUGCAUUUGUAUGAAUUAUUUUAGAAAAUAAAUAAAACAUCAGUAAA